Molecule: messenger RNA, 1861 nt
Organism: Propithecus coquereli (Coquerel's sifaka)
Lineage: Eukaryota; Metazoa; Chordata; Mammalia; Primates; Indriidae
Gene: KRT84
Product: keratin 84, type II
Exons: 9
Coding region: 59-1861 (600 amino acids)
Biological process (GO): keratinization; intermediate filament organization
Cellular component (GO): keratin filament
Molecular function (GO): structural constituent of skin epidermis
Source: RefSeq, a predicted model, not a curated record
UCCCAGCUCCAGCUUCCCACUCUACACUCGCUCCUUUGCUCCCACCCAGGAAGCCACCAUGUCUUGCCGCUCCUACCGCGUCACCUCUGGUCACCGGGUGGGCAACUUCAGCUCUUGCUCAGCCAUAACACCCCAGAACCUGAACCACUUCCAGGCCAAUUCUGUCUCCUGCAGGAGUGGGCUCAGCUUCCGGGGCCUUGGCGGCUUUGGUGGCUUUGGUAGUCGGAGCGUCAUCAACUUUGGGUCACACUCACCCCGGAUAGCUGCUGUAGGCCCUUGUCCCAUCCGCUGUGGAGUUGGCUUUGGUGUUGGCAGAGGGAUGGCCUUGGGCUUUGGUGGUAGAAAUGGUGUUGGUCUGGGCUUUGGGGCCGGCAGUGGUGUUGGUCUGGGGGGCGGAGCUGGCAGCAGCCUUGGUUAUGGCUUUGGCGGCCCUGGCUUCGGCUACAGACUCAGAGGAAUUGGAGUCCCAGCAGCUCCAUCUAUCACAGCUGUGACUGUCAACCAGAGCCUGCUGACCCCCCUCAACCUGGAGAUUGAUCCCAAUGCCCAGAGGGUGAAAAAGGAUGAGAAGGAGCAAAUCAAGACCCUCAACAACAAGUUUGCCUCCUUCAUUGACAAGGUGCGGUUCCUGGAACAGCAGAAUAAGCUUUUAGAGACCAAGUGGAGCUUCCUCCAAGAGCAGAAAUGUGUCAGGAGCAACCUGGAGCCCCUCUUUGAGAACUUCAUCACCAACCUGCGGAGGCAGCUGGAGGCACUGCUUAGUGACCAGGCCCGGCUCCAGGCUGAGGGCAGCCACAUGCAGGAUGUCCUUGAGGGCUUCAAGAAGAAGUAUGAAGAGGAGGUGGGAUUCCGGGCCAAUGCUGAGAAUGAGUUUGUGGCUCUGAAGAAGGAUGUGGACACAGCUUUCUUGCAUAAAUCUGACCUAGAGGCCAACGUGGAUACUCUAACUCAGGAAAUUGACUUCCUGAAAGCCCUGUACAUGGAGGAAAUCCAGCUGCUGCAGUCGCACAUCUCAGAGACAUCGGUCAUUGUGAAGAUGGACAACAGCCGGGACCUGAACCUUGAUGGAAUCAUUGCUGAAGUCAAGGCCCAGUAUGAGGAGGUGGCCAGGCGCAGCCGGGCUGAUGCUGAGGCCUGGUACCAGACCAAGUAUGAAGAGAUGCGAGUGACGGCUGGCCAGCACUGUGACAACCUGCGCAACACACGCAACGAGAUCAACGAACUGACCCGCGUGAUCCAGAGGCUGAAGGCAGAGAUCGAGCACGCCAAGGCUCAGCGCGCCAAACUGGAGGCUGCGGUGGCCGAGGCUGAGCAGCAGGGCGAGGUGGCCCUCAAUGAUGCCAAAUGCAAGCUGGCAGAUCUGGAGGCCGCCCUGCAGCAGGCCAAGCAGGACAUGGCCCGGCAGCUACGUGAGUACCAGGAGCUGAUGAACGCCAAGCUGGGCCUGGACAUCGAGAUCGCCACCUACAGGCGCCUGCUGGAGGGCGAGGAGUGCAGGAUCAGCGAAGGUGUCGGACCAGUGAACAUAUCCGUGAGCAGCUCCCGGGGCGGCGUGAUCUGCGGGCCUGAGCCCUUGGUCGCCGGCUCCGCCCUGUCCCGGAACGGGGUCACCUUCUCCAGCAGCAGCGGCCUCCGCGCCACCCGCGGGGUCCUGACCUCCUGCAGCUCGAGCCUGGGCGGGGAUGUGCUGAGCGCGGGAGCCAGGGGCAGCUCGGUGCUCGCGGGCGAGGCCUGCACCCCCAGGGUCCCCUGCCCCCUGCCCACCCCUGGCGGCUUCAGUAGCUGCAGCGGCGGCCGCAGCAGCUGCAGCUCCAGCGUCCGCUUCGUGUCUACCACCGCCUCCCCCCGGACCAAGUACUGA